CAAACUUCAAUUUUUGGAAGCUGCAGCAGCUUUGGAACAACUGUUUGUUGUACGAUAAAAUAUAAAACACCCAGAAAGUAAAAUAAACGGAUGCAAUGGGAGGUAAUCCAGAAGAUGCGGACGGCAGCUACAGCGGUAUCAGCAGCGGUUUAUAUGCAUACGUUGGAAACAUUCCCAAGGCGGCCACUGAGGAUGAGCUGCGUAAAUUCUUCCAGGAGUGCAAAGGAAUAGUGGCGUUCAAGUUUCAGCUGGAAAGUUGCACCUAUUGCCCAACAAAGAUCGCUUUCAUACAGUUUUCCAACCGGCACGACGCCGGCAAGGCGUACCGACUGAACCAAACUUUUUUCCAAGGAAAGCGUAUUUUUGUUGCUAAUAUUGAUUCGGAGCAAAAUUUUACGCCAAAGUAUUCUGUUAUGGUUAAAAACUUAACCGAAUAUAUCACUGAAGAAGAUGUCUACAAGCAUUUCAAGCAUAUUGGCACGAUUGGUAAUGUCCAAAAGCCAGCCCGAAAUUAUGCGUAUAUUUCAUUCGAUCGCAGCGAAUCAGCUCAGCGAGCGUUGUCAUCCAAAAAUCGCAGUUUGAAAGGUGUUGAUAUUGACAUAUAUUCAGUGAAAAGAAAUAUAUGUAUGUUGCUUGAGAAGCCCAAACAUUUGCCCUAUCCAACUAUCAAAGAUAAAUGUGAUGCAUUGGGUUUGCGGUAUGAUAUACAAGCCGAAAUGGAAACAAAACUUUUUGUCACCAACAUUCCGCGGCAAGUGUCCGAGGAUGAAAUACUUGAAUAUUUGGGUAAAUUCGGGAAAAUUAUUGAUUGGGAAAUGCAAAAGUCUCCGAUUUCGGUGUUGACCAACAUUGGUUACGUGACCUACAUGAAGCCAUCGAACGCUCGCUUUGUGUACUUGUAUGGGCCGCACAAUUUUCAGGGCGUUGCACUGGACAUCUACAAUCCUCAUAUUACAUAUGGAGAGACCAAAUCAACCACCGCUGUUCUCCUCAAAAGAACCAACGUGUAUCUAACAAACGACGAAAUUUUUCAAGCAAUGAACGAAUGCGGUCGCGUUUCUUACAUCCAUCGCGUGGAUUCUCAAAGGUAUUGCACUAUCGUUCGCUUUCAAUUCUAUAUCUCCGUUAAACAAGCUUUGAAGAUGAAACGAAUUGCGGAUGAGAACGUUUACGUGACGCAGUAUUCUGACCAGAGUUACGUAACGGACAUUGAACCGAUUCCAGAAUCAAUGCCCAAGGGCAGUAGUCGCAUACACAAGGAAGCUGCACUGCGCAAAAUAAUUGAGGCCGAAGAUCGUGCAGAAUUGACGCGCCUGCAAACCCAACCCAACGAAUCGUAUUCAUCACCAAACCCAGACUGCUUCAAGAAUGAAGUACAAAUGAUGAACUAUCCCGAUGCACAGACACCAACUCAGCUGAAAGAUUAUUUCAAAAAGUGUGGUGAUGUGAUAAACUUUCGCGAGAUUUUCCAUGAUCAAUUCAUUAAAGUGGGAUUCCUAAGUUUCAAUACACGUCUGGAGGCAAGGCGGGCCUGCUCGAUGAACCAAAACUUCAUGAAUGGAAAACGUUUGCUUCUUCAUAUGGCGGACGAGAGUUUGUACAUAGACGAAGAUCUUUGCGUUGUUGUAACCGACCUAACCAGCACAGUGACCGACGAGGACAUUUACGAUCGGUUCAAUGACAUCGGAAACGUGAAAUUCGUGCUUCGCGAGACUGUCGCGAGAGCUACUGUAUGUAUGGAACAGAAGCGUUGGUUGGGGCAAAUUCUGAAAGUAAAUUUGAUUGGAAGGUGUAAAGUUAAAACCAGACGAAUUCAGAAUGUUUCUAAAGGACCCAUUCUUGGUAUUAUGACUGCAGGAGGACAGUUCGGGCCAACCGGCCCCAUGAUGGGUCGCAAUGGGCCGAUGAUGGGUCCCAAUGGACCAAUGGUGGGUCCCAAUGGACCGAUGAUGGGGCCCAAUGGACCGAUGAUGGGUCCUAAUGGGCCGAUGAUGGGUCCCAAUGGACCAAUGAUGGGACCUAAUGGGCCGAUGAUGGGUCCCAACGGACCGAUGAUGUGUCCCAAUGGGCCAAUGAUGGGUCCCAAUGGUCCGAUGAUGGGCCCCAACGGACCGAUGAUGGGCCCUAAUAGACCAAUGAUGGGUCCAAAUGGACCAAUGAUGGGUCCCAAUGCUCCAAUGAUGGGGCCCAGCAGAUCAAUGAUGGGUCCGAAUGCCCCGAUGAUGGGAUCUAAUGGACCAAUGAUGGGUCCAAAUGGGCCAAUGAUGGGUGGUCCGAUGAUGGGUCCCAAUGGUCCAAUGAUAGCGUCCAAUGGCCCUAUGAUGGGUCCGAAUGGACCGAUGAUGGGUCCAAUUCCACCGCAAGGUCCAAUUGUUACUCCAGCAAUGCGACGCCUGAUGCAAACUAUUGAGCGUCAAAUGAUCGGCACUCAGGCUUUUUCUUCAUUACCUAUGAUUGAUCAGUUUCAGCUUGUACAUGGAAUCGUUAAUCAAUUACUCAAUGUUCCCAAUUUCGUAAGCAUGAGCUCAGACGACAAAAUUCGUUAUCUUAUUAGUGGCCAGAACGGUUUCAGUUGUGCUCACACGUUCACACUGUUCACGUAUCCUCAGCAGCAGCAACUACUUUCGUUGAUUUAUACUGAUUACAUGAACACAAUAAACACUCCAGCGAAUCCUAGCGUGGUAACUUCGGCCAUAAUAAAUAUUCCCGUUCAACAAACACAUGCACACGCGGAAGCUGAUAUAUCAAACGCUAUGAAGGAUGAUGAAACCAUGGCUCCGUGGCAGAAAAAACCUGCCACAUCUGUGGCAUCGACCAGCUUCGGCAACGGCGAAAGUGUGAAACAAUUUGAUGUGGUGUCUGCACAAGACAGAUUUGAAGAAGCAACGCGAUUGCAAGCAUCUAUCCAAGAUAACCAGAUAGAUCAAGAAGCAGAUGCGUCAUCAAGUAGCUCAGAUUCGGAUCAUAUCCCACCAGCACCGGAACCACCACAAUUCAAUCCUACCAGAUCCCGCUCGAUAUCGCCUCCGACAUUACCUCCUCAGCUGAACAGAGUGCAAUCACCAAGCUCAUUCUAUCGUAGGUCACGUUCACGGUCGGUUUCUCGAAGUCGUCUGUCCCGUUCUCGUACACCCGCAUCACUCCCACGAAAUCUGAGUCCAUUCUCGAGCGCGUUACUUUCUAGUCCUUUGUUACGAUACAACCGAUCUCUAUCAAAAUCGCCACAAAAGUCAAGUCCAUUACGAGGCAAAUACCGUCACGAAUCGCCAACCCGCAAAAAAAGAGCGUCCAGAUCACGUUCACCUUACUCAUACCAGACGCGUCACGUUUCCCCCAAAGGAAGCAGUCGUUACCGCAACCAUUCUCGAUCCCGGUCGCCUGAAAGGCUUCGAUGUAGUCCGUCUAGAAGUUUUGAAAAACGGUACCAGAAACUAUCGCCCCCACGAAAACAACGGAGCCGCUCUCCCCUGUGGGAUGAUGAAAAGUCUACGCAGGCUAAGUCGAGCGAACAAUAUCCAAUAGGAGCAUCCACGGAUAUAUUUGUUGGUAAUCUACCCCUGGAUGCGACCGAGAGCGAGGUGUCCUGUAUUUUUAGCAGAUUCGGUCAAAUUGUAGCGCUCAAAAUUCCUGCGCACAACGUCGGCACGAAGAGGGCCUAUAUGAGGUUCGACACGUUCGACCAGGCGGUGAAGGCGUUUGAAAUGCAUCUCCGGCAGUAUCGUGGACAUCUGCUGCGGGUUGCGUUCACCAACAAGCGCCACAGGGAGCGACCCGGGUAUGCGGUUAACGUAAGCGUUGGAGGGUAUUAUGACGAAAUCUCAAUAUAUGACACGUUCCGAAUGUGCGGUGACAUUACGUACGUGUGGACGCGGGUGUACAACGGUAAAUCGUACUGCGUUCUGGAUUUCAAACAUCCGGACGCGGUUAGAGCCGCUCUCGAGACUCACAAGCUGCUGGACGGAACCAAGUGCAAGGUAACGGCAAUUCUUUGAGCGCAAUGAAUCUUUCGCGAUAACGGGGGCUUUCCGGCGAAAGUGGCUAUCUACCGAUGGCGGUCGCCAUAGUGGAAGCGUGUGCUUUCGGCUAUCGGUAAGUAAUUUGCGCUGCUCUAGAAUUUAAAUAAGCCGCAAUAGUUUCGUCGGGUUCAUGCAACCGUAGCGUAUAUCUAGACUAUUCUUACACGAGAGACACUUCCGAAGAACUGGAAUAUUGUAGUUUUAAUUGUAGGUUAAGAUUUCCCUUUAUAUCGACUAUUGUUUAGCAUUAGUGAGCCUACGAGGAAGAGUAAAAGAAAUUCCUUGAUUCAUCUGACACAUUAGUCUUAUCUAGGAUUGGCUUGGAUCGAGCACCCGAGCAAUGUAGGAAAAAAAACAUGUAGAGGUUGGAUCUGAUAAGUUGUUUGUUUACUAAGCUGAAUAAGCAUAAGUGAUACAUUGAUCAUGUAUUUUAAAGAGGAAAAAAACAUUUUAGUUGUAAGAGUAGUUUGUGAUAAUUUAAGUCGUUAGGCGUUAGGUUUCUUUUACCUUAUAUGCAGUUUCUUUUACUCUAUAUGCAGUGCAGUACUAGAACGUAAUGUAAUAAAAGGCAGAGGCGUUUACUAUUAAAUGUUGUUUGGAUAUAUCUAAUCAGAUUAUUCAUAGUGCAAGUUUCGCUAGCAUAAAUAGGAACAUUCCUUGUAUUGGCGCAUAGGAUUACUUUACUUAUCUUGCAGGGCAAACAAUACGAUUAGGAACGAUUUGACUAUAAUUAUCUGGUAAUGAGCAGAAAAUAUAUAGAAAGAGAGAAUAAUAAGAUAGGAAUUUUAUCUUGCAUAUGUCAAAAGUUCCGCAAUACACUGAUAAGCACUACUAACAUGCUGAAAGGCUUUGAUUAUGUAUGUAUAUAAAAAUGAAAUGUUUGCCAGAAAACAUUGCCACACUUAUGGAAUAUCAUUAAUAAGUUGGAGAAACUGCAACUACAAUGUAAUGUUGUUACUCAUAGAAUAUUAUAGGUUAAGAAAUUUCUAAAUAAGCUAAUUGAAAUUCGUUUAAACCUCUAGCAUACUAACUUGAACCUACAGUACUUUGGUAAUUCCUAACAUAAUAAUUCUAUUCGUAAUAAACGAUCUCUUCUUAUAUUGAGGAUAAAGUGGAUAUGGAAAAUAGGCAGACGUUUUUGUUUAGUUGAUAAUACAAAACAAAUGGAAUCCCAGCUACUUUUAAACAAUCAACCAUGGCAUUUCUAGUUGGGAUCAACCGAAAAUAGAGGGAUGUAGCUAUGAAUGGAGGGUAUUCACAAUGUUUUGUGGAACAAGUUUUGCCUCGUUGGUAGGUCGACACACCAAGCAAUAAUGAUCGGAAGAACAGGAUUCGGCCAAAUGUCAGAAAAGGUGCCGCAUCAGCUUGUAAUUCGAUCAAACCGUUUCACCAUUACGUCGGAACUUUAGGGGGUUUUAGAUGACAGUUCUGAGCUGAAACUGCGCUCUGAAUAAUCCGGUCAUAGCGUAUAUAUUGCGUAUAUCUUAAAUGUAUGCAAAUAGUUACCAUCUUUUAGAACUUUAAGGUUAGUAUCGUGGAUAAUAUACACAGGAUUCAAUUAUUUCUUAAGAGGUCAAUUGAAGCAAAGAAAAGGACGAUAACAUCGGUUGAAGUUUUCUGGAAAAUGGCAGCGGUAGCAGAAAAAAAAAAAUUCAUCGAGAAGAUGCAUUCGCACUAAACUUAAAAAAUUCAUGGAGAGUGGUUUUCGUUCAACGAAAAGUUUGAGUGAAUGCCCAUCCUUUACAUUUAUCGCGCGUAAAAAAAAUCACCGAGGUACUGAGAGGAGCAAUUGAGAGUGAACCGAGUAAUGGACUUGAUGUGAAUCUUUCGGUAGCAACAUUUUGAUACACAAAACACGGAUUCGUACUUUUAAAAUUGACCACCAUUUUCUGGAAUUCGUGUAGGGUAAGUAUGAAAAAUUGUAUAUUUGAAUAAGCAGUAUAUCCCGACAUUUCCAUAAGUGAAAUGCAGGGAGAAACACAAAAAAGCUAAUAAUUUUAAGAAGUAGAUUUAAGAAGCACACAUCUACCAACCACACAUUUUUUCUACAAAUUCAGUAAUCGAUCGUCCAACAACAGACGCAAUGACGCAACAAUACCACAAUUUUUAUUGUCAGCAGUUCAGCGGUAAUCAUUAAACGUAGAAUUCACUUGUAGAUCUUAUUCUUGAUUCAAGAAUAGAUUUGGAUAAGAUUUACGAGCGACAUAUCAGACUGUUCAACAUGUUGCUAGCACCACCCGAGAGGAAUAGGCGAGCCACGCAAUAAUUUUACUCCUGUUUGUAACUUGUUGUGUUUUAUUCAUAAGAAUGAUGACUAUUUCUACUAAACACUACAAUUGAAUUAAAGUGAAUAUACUAACAAAUUUUCAUUGUUCUCGCUUAGAUGCAAACCUGGGGCGCUCACACUUGGAUGCUGAAUUUGUGAAAUCAACAGUGGCCGAUGGUGCAUAAAAUGCAUGGCAGAGUACACAUUGCAUAUCAGGAACAAAAACUUAAAAUCGAAGAAGCAUUUGUGGAAGGAAUAAAUUGUGAAAUUUUA
This is a messenger RNA of Toxorhynchites rutilus septentrionalis, 6555 nucleotides long. RefSeq lists its product as uncharacterized. The transcript has 11 exons. Lineage: Eukaryota; Metazoa; Arthropoda; Insecta; Diptera; Culicidae. The record is from RefSeq and is a predicted model, not a curated record. Bases 96 to 3992 code for a protein of 1298 amino acids. Gene Ontology annotation, molecular function: poly(A) binding; mRNA 3'-UTR binding; poly(U) RNA binding. Gene Ontology annotation, cellular component: cytosol; nucleus; ribonucleoprotein complex.